This is a messenger RNA of Penicillium verhagenii, 345 nucleotides long. RefSeq lists its product as uncharacterized. Gene Ontology annotation, molecular function: cysteine-type endopeptidase activity. Bases 1 to 345 code for a protein of 114 amino acids. Gene Ontology annotation, biological process: proteolysis. Lineage: Eukaryota; Fungi; Ascomycota; Eurotiomycetes; Eurotiales; Aspergillaceae. The record is from RefSeq and is a predicted model, not a curated record. The transcript has a single exon.
AUGUCCACCGAAUGGUCUCUAGAUUUCUGUCUGGCCUGUGACCGACAGACUCUUGGAGGUCCUUAUUGCUCUCAAUCAUGUCGUCUUGCCGAGUUGGAUCGUCCAACCCCUGAUGAUGAAUCUUCUCGAAAAUCCUCCCAUUCACGCUCUUCGACCCUUGACUCUCAGCCGGAAACCCGAUCGGCUCGCAGUCUAUCUGCAUCUUCUUCUCAAACCUCUCUCACCUCGCUUCAGAGUCAUACCUCCAACUCUACCUUCUCCGAUCACCUACAAGAUGAGCUACGAGAUUAUGCUAGCUCCUUUGAUCCAGUCCGAGACCUUAAACGACGAUUGACAACCACCUGA